Solanum dulcamara is the source of this 2409-nucleotide messenger RNA. RefSeq names its product receptor-like protein 4. The record is from RefSeq and is a predicted model, not a curated record. Bases 141 to 2015 code for a protein of 624 amino acids. Gene Ontology annotation, molecular function: protein binding. Lineage: Eukaryota; Viridiplantae; Streptophyta; Magnoliopsida; Solanales; Solanaceae. The transcript has 9 exons.
UUUUUCUUCUUUUUUGGGGUUUCUCUCUCUUAAGAUUAGAUUAUGAUAGUGGUUGGUGUCCACAAUGAGCAAAAAGGAAAUGUAUUUCAAGAAAUUAAAAGCAAAUUGAAGAAAAGACAUAGAAGUAGUUGGACAAAAAAAUGCUCAAAUUUCACUUUUUGCUCUUCUUCUUUGUUUUCAAGAUUGGUCUUUCUCUACCUGCACCAUAUGUAAUGCGAAUAAGCUGUGGAGCUCGAAAUGAUGUUCGUAGUGAACCAACAAGUACCCUCUGGCAUAAAGAUUUUGGAUAUACAGGAGGCAUACAUAAGAAUGCAACCUACCCAAGUUUCAUAACACCUCGACUCGACACAUUACGGUUAUUCCCUCUAUCAGAGGGUCCUGAAAAUUGUUACAAUAUCGAUAGAGUGCCAGAUGGCCACUAUUCAGUGAGGAUCUACUUUGGAUUGGUUAAAGAACCAAGUUUUGAUACCGAACCUCUAUUUGAUGUUUCUGUUGAAGGGACCUUGGUUUAUUCUUUGCCGUCUGGUUGGAGUAAUCACGAUGAUGAACAGGCAUUUGUUGAAACUCUUGUAUUUCUUGAAAAUGGUACUGCCUCACUUUGCUUCCACAGCACUGGUCAUGGAGAUCCUGCUAUACUUGCAAUCGAGAUUCAACAGGUAGAUGAGAAAGCAUACUAUUCUGGUCCUGGAUUUGGUCGAGGGACAAUCUUUAGAACUAGCAAAAGAUUGAGCUGUGGAGAUCAGAAUCCAAAGUUUGACGUUGACUACGAUGGAGACCGUUGGGGUGGGGAUCGGUUCUGGAGCUCAAUUAUAACCUUUGGUCAGAAUUCUGAUAAGCCCAUAUAUACUAAAAGCACCAUAAAGUCAGCUUCUGUAGCACCAAACUUUUAUCCACAAGCUCUUUACCAAACUGCUCUUGUUAGUACCGACAACGAUCCAGAUUUAACACACACAAUAGACGUCGAUCCCAACAAAAACUACUCUGUCUGGUUACACUUCGCAGAAAUUGAUCCUUCAGUUACAGAUGUGGGACAAAGGAUUAUUGACAUCUCGAUAAAUGGUGACAUUGCAUUUCGAGAUAUUGACAUUGUGAGAAUAGCUGGGGGUGUUAACAGCGCUCUCGUACUGAACAAAACCAUUCCAGUCAGUGGCAGGAUUUUGACAAUCACGUUACAUCCAACAACGGGGACUCAUGCCAUCAUUAGUGCCAUUGAGAUUUUUGAGGUUAUAACAGCUGAAUCUAAAACAUUACCAGAGGAAGUAAAGGCUUUACAGUCACUGAAACUUGCACUUGGACUUCCACUUCGUUUUGGGUGGAAUGGUGAUCCAUGUUUUCCGCAACAACAUCCGUGGAGUGGAGUAGAUUGUCAGUUUGAUAGAACCAGCAAUACAUGGGUCAUCGAUGGGCUAGACCUGGAAAACCAAGGUUUACGGGGUUUCUUACCAGAUGAUGUUUCUCAAUUGCGUCAUCUUCAGAGCAUAAAUUUGAGUGGAAACAACAUUCACGGGCCUAUUCCCUCAGCACUUGGAACAAUAACUAGUCUGGAGAAAUUGGAUCUUUCAUACAAUUCCUUCAACGGGUCGAUUCCUGAAAGCCUUGGGGAGUUGACCUCAUUGCUGACACUGAAUCUCAACGGCAAUUUGCUCUCUGGAAAAAUUCCUGCAGCGUUAGGCGGAAGGCUCUUGCACAGAGCUAGCUUCAAUUUUACUGAUAAUGCAGGCCUAUGUGGUAUUCCUGGAUUACCAACAUGUGGACCUCAUCUUACUGUUGGUGCCAAAAUCGGCAUUGGCUUAGGGGCGUGUGUAGCUGUUGUAGUUAUCACUACCUGCAUAACAUGUUGGUGGAAAAGGCGCCAAAAUAUUCUCCGCGCUCAAAGAAUUGCUGCGAGAGAUGCUCCUUAUGCAAAGAAGAGAACACAUUUUAACCAUAUUCAAAUGACAAGACAUCAUCACAAUGGUCAUCAUCACGAACAUACUCGGACAGCUGUUGAGAAUGGACCUCCUUUGCUUACCUGAGUUCGAACAAUUUUUGAGUCGAACUCACACUAGAAACUUUUCUAACGUCAAGAGGAUUCAACAAUUUAUACAUAUACCAACAAAAGCAAUUGUUUUUAUCCUAUUUACACAGUAUAAUUUAUUGACGAAGGAAAGAUCAUUUGAAUCCCAUCCGCGGAAUUGCCAGAUACAAUGCUGCAAGAAGUUUGUUUUGUGGCUAGAAAAUGUGUAUAGUGGUUAUAGAGAUGAAGCAAUUUCAAAUGCCAUAGAUGUAAUUCAGUGUAAAAGACAGUAUGGUGUAUAUUAAUUAUAUACAUGUAUUCUUGUCAUUAGUUUUGGAGCUUGUAAGUUGGUUAAAGACACUAAUGUAAACUGUGUAAUGGUGAAUUGUAAUAGAAAUGUUAUUCUUUUCCUA